Panicum virgatum (switchgrass) is the source of this 1277-nucleotide messenger RNA. RefSeq lists its product as uncharacterized. Bases 433 to 813 code for a protein of 126 amino acids. The record is from RefSeq and is a predicted model, not a curated record. The transcript is spliced from 7 exons. NCBI's taxonomy places the organism in Eukaryota, Viridiplantae, Streptophyta, Magnoliopsida, Poales, Poaceae.
GUAUACUACAUUAUUUACCAGUUUAUUUUUAUAUGAUUGAUGAUAUUUACACUGCGAAAUGUUUUGCUUUUUCUUCUUUUUACCCCAACAGGACUAGACAGUCUAAGCGAUGUUUGCAGCUUUCAUCCCCGUUUCAGCGUGCAAUUUUUUUUUGUUUAACUCCUGGCUUCAUUUUUAUUUGAAGCAAGAAGAUGGAGCUGGAACUGUACUGCCCUGCCCAAAAAUAAGAGCACCAAGCCCUUGCGGCAGGCCACAUUUCAAGGAAUCGAAACAAGGGUGUCUUUCUCGCAUUGAUCCGCGUCCGUCCUCGGUUGCAGCUUGAGUUCUUGGCGAUCUCAUAAGAGGAUUAGAGAGGAAACACGUGAUCGAGAGAGUUUCACCGUGCGAAAAAACUAAGUUAACAGCGCAGGGCUCGGUCCUGUUGAGUUGUCAAUGGGAAACAACCCAACACAGGAACUGGCAACUGAUGACACCACGGUCGACGACAAAGCACCGUCAAAAGCAGCACCCCCAUCCACGUCCGCUGUGAACACCAAGACCAAGACAGACGUGGAGAGAGAGCAACUGUUCGAUGAUGGAUCAAGCGAUGUUCACACGCCGAGGAAGAAAAGCACCCAGGAGAUCCUCACCAAGUACAAAUUCAAAGGGGACGCCGCCGCCGCGGCGGCGCACGCCAAACAGAAGCUCAUGGAGCGGCAGGAGAAACUCGCGAGAAUCACGGAGCAAUCCGCGGAGCUUGAGAGCGAGGCCGAGAACUUCGCCACCCUCGCCCAGCAGAUCAGGAAAAACAUGGAGAACAAAUGGUGGAAGUGAGGAUCCCACGGGCCACGGCCGGCGCGGCUGUGUGCCUGUGGAUGUGCUCGCUGCUGCCUGUACAGUAGCUUGACGCAGUGCCUCGACGUCGACGGAGCGGGGCUCGGUGCUACGCCACGGUGACGUUGGGUCGCCGGCACGUGGGCCCGCGAGCUGCGUGUCCGGCGCCAGCGACUCAUCGGCGUCACCGUAACUCGGCCAUCGGCUUCAUCUGUAACUCGGCCGUCGGCUUCAUCUCCUCCCUGCCCAAUCACGAUCAUUCUGACUUGUGAGCAACAGCAUCGCCGUUGAUUUCUCUCUGCUCGGUCACGAUCAUGCAGUAGCAUCCGUUGCGCUCUGCAUUCAAGGUGUUGCGUAGCAGCAGUAGCAUGUGCUUUUUCCUCCGAAAUUUCAGUUUCAGCCGGAUGGUGUGAGUGUGAUCUGCCGCUGCCGUCGUAUAAAUUCAGCAGUAGUACUACUAAUCA